Molecule: messenger RNA, 3101 nt
Organism: Folsomia candida
Lineage: Eukaryota; Metazoa; Arthropoda; Collembola; Entomobryomorpha; Isotomidae
Exons: 7
Coding region: 1727-3064 (445 amino acids)
Biological process (GO): positive regulation of GTPase activity; positive regulation of TORC1 signaling
Cellular component (GO): cytosol
Molecular function (GO): GTPase activator activity
Source: RefSeq, a predicted model, not a curated record
CUCUCUAGCAGUCGUCUGGUGAAAGAGAAAGUAGUCCACGGCAUAGUACACGCUUGCAUUGAGAGACCUCCAGCCAGACCAACCUACCACCAUAAGAUUGGAUCCCUUAGCUCUUCCUUCACCGUGUGGAUACAUUUAUACCGCUCACUGCCUGCUACAACCACUUACUUUCGCCCUUCCAAUACUUGUAUACUGCUGACUGGAGAAAGACAGCAGCAGCAGCAGCAGCAGCAGAUGAUAGGAACAGUGGAACUUGGAGAAGAAGAGAGAAAGCAGAAUCAUCACCAGAACUGGCUAGCUAGCUCCACAACGUACAUAUUAUUAGACGUCUAUCUUCUGCCAGCCGAGGUUGGUCUGGUGGCUGUGAAAGUGUGGGAGAAAGUGGAGGAGCGGAGAGAGGAGUUGAUACAAAGAAAAGGAGUGGAAUUUUAGUUUUCCUCUCGAUACCGUCAUCAUCAUCAUCAUCAUAUACAUCCACCAACUUUUACUCACACACUCACUCACUCCAUCCUCCCGUGCACACUCACCAAACCCAUUCUCGAUACACUUUCCCCAUGUAAUCUCAUCAAUCAUCACGAUUUGCCAAGGAGUCUGAAUACGAGGAGACGGACGGCGAGAGAUGAUAGAGAGCGAAAGCAGGCAAAAAGUGUUUAUUUCCCCACUACUUACUUUCACUGCUGCUUUCUCCUCCGGAUUCAAAUUAUAACCAGCAGCAAAUUUUAGACGGGUGAAGUUGGACCACCUCGCCGUUCCUUCUCCUUUCUCUCUGUAUAAUAAUACUAAUAGAACAGAAUAGUAGUGGUAACUCAAUACUUACUCAUCCCAUCAACUUUUCUGCAUUUAUUUACAUCCAAACAAGCAAGGUGGAUAGUUUUAUUAUUAUGAUGGCAAGACAUGGGGUGCAAGAAAUAUUAUCAUUGUCUACUCGUGGUGGUGCAAUUUUGACACUAACCCACUAAUUUAUUUACAAAGCAAAGAAAGAAAAAGAAGAAUAUCGUCAACAUUUUUGAGUGGGAUGAUUCCAAAAUGAAAUAGUGAGAAAAAAUUUGCUCAAGUAAAAUAUAAGUUUAAGAGAUAACAUCUUAUCACACAUUUUUAACAACCAUUCUUCGAAAUUAGAAGAAUAGGCAGUCGAUUUCUCGGCCUAAUCCAUCUUAUGUCACGAUAACAACACAACUACAACUGGACGAGUGAAACUACAUCACACACAACUGCUACAUAUGCAAAUAUUAUUCAGGCAGAGUGGGUGAAAGCCAGCAGUGUUAAUUGUUCGUGCCUUUUUGGUUGGUUGGGUGCAAAUGCCAACGCAAAUGCGGAAGGAAACUAAUAACACGAGGAGCCUAAAAAAGUGGUGGGGCGUGCAUGUGACUCAAAACAACAUCGAGUGCAUACGAGGCAUAUUUAGUUGGAAGCGAGUUUGUCUGAUGGUGACGAAAGCAGAGAGCACGUGAAAAAUUAAACCCCCAUUAACUAACUUACUCGAGUAAUAAAUAGUUGGUCCCGUGAGUCGUGAGUGAGUGAUUAAAAUGUUUAUAUGUACUGAUCUACUUAUGAAGAACAAAGGCAGGAACAUUUCUAGUGUUCCUCGGAUUUUUUAACACGGAUCCCUACGUUUUUUGUUUGUUGUUCCCGAAUGCCUGUCCCCGUCCACGAUUGAAUAUUUGGUUGUGCUCCAAACAAGAAGUACUCCUGCCCUUAGGAGUCUUCGCCACGUUCGUCAGUUUAUAUGUCCACAGUAUGUUGUAUUGGUCAUUUUUGUGAAGUUCACGGUCCCCGCUUAGUUUUUUACACAAUUCGAAACGUCCAAGAACCCCAAUUCGUGAGUGAGUGUCCGGACCUCAAAUUUUGCAGUGGGUGCAAAGCUCCAUUGCUCGAAGGCUACAUUUCGACAGUUCAAACUGUCCACGAAAAUAAUACUGUUCAGGCCCCAUUGUCCCCAUUGGCUGGCAGAAGUGGCCACAAAGGAGGAAGAAGUAGUGCCGGAUCUUCUUCAGCACCUUUGAUUGGCAAUGGAUGCACUUCGAGUCCAAUUCUGAAUGGAAGGUCCCACGGUGGAGCACAUGGGUCUAGAAGUUUGAAAGUCUCGACCUCAUCUCAAACCUUGUCGAGGGGAAUAAACGAGCCUAUUCCACGACAAGUAAGCAACGGCGUCUCUUCAGAUUCUUCCGAUCAGCCAGGUCCUUCAUCUGCGGUCACCGCGGCUGCUGCUGCUUCGACAACAGCGACACAACCUGCAACUGCUACCCGUUACUAUUGCAGCCAUAGUAAUUACGACCACUCCCAUUUGGCUCAUUUAAACACAUGCAUAGCUAGGACCCUAUCGUGUGAAGUUACUCCAAGCAAUUCUGUUGCAUUCACAUCUACAGAUAUUUGGGUGAUUGGAACGUCAUUCUCGCUAAAGGAUUCUCUAGCUAGAGGAUUUUCUAGAAAAUAUUGCCUUGUCUUCACUUUUCUACCACAAGUACCCACAUGCUGCCAACCAGACCUUGAUGACGACUCUCCGCCUGUCAGAAAAGAGAAACAAUCAUCGCAUCAUCAUCACAAGAACGGAACUGAACGGGAAGGGAGUGGUGGUCAUCAUCAACAUUUACGAACUUGUCCAAAGUACAAAGGAGACAGGAAAGCCCCCAGACCUGGACAUGCUCAAAGUUUAAGGGACGAAUACUAUUCAGACGGAGAUCAUAAAGGAGCCGGUUACUUUACAAACAGUUACGGACCCUCAGGAUAUCCUUCCCUGGUUCCACAUUACGACUAUAUCACCGAAGAAUUUUUCAACGUAGCUAAGCACUUGCAGACCGAGUGUGACAAGGUAUUCUUCAAAGAAGAAGCCAUCAUUCCUCAAAGGCCAUUCCGACUGACCGCCCUACUAGACAGUGUUGCAGAAGGUGGAUCAUCGUCUUUAGGAGGUCACGGUCACGGGCGUGGCGUUGGUGGAGGGCACCUAGGGGUUACUCGAAGUCAAUCCAGUGGGGCUCGAAGUUUGCCCUUACUCACCGAGAAUCCCCACGUUUUCCUAGAUCUACACGAGAAGUUUGCAAAAAUACUUCACCAUGUGGAUUUAUAAAGCCUUUAUAACUGCAACACAAAGUUGCCCAUCAUUC